GAGUCCACCCUUGGCCCCGCCUCCUGGGGCGGCGCGCCGGUCACUUGACGGGGCUGCGGGCUGAAGAGACACAAGGGAAGUCGCGGUCGACGCCGUGGGGACCUCCGCCACCUGAAGCUGCGGGACCCUCUUCCUCGCCGCCUGCUCCCAGCCUCGCACGCCAUGCCGUCGGAGAAGACCUUCAAGCAGCGCCGCACCUUCGAACAAAGAGUAGAAGAUGAGCUUAUCCGAGAGCAGCAUCCGACCAAAAUCCCGGUGAUAAUAGAACGAUACAAGGGUGAGAAGCAGCUUCCUGUCCUGGAUAAAACCAAGUUUCUUGUACCUGAUCAUGUCAACAUGAGUGAACUCAUCAAGAUAAUUAGAAGGCGCUUACAGCUCAACGCUAAUCAAGCCUUCUUCCUGUUAGUGAAUGGGCACAGCAUGGUGAGUGUGUCCACACCGAUAUCGGAAGUGUAUGAAAGUGAGAAGGAUGAAGAUGGAUUCCUGUAUAUGGUAUACGCCUCUCAGGAGACAUUUGGAAUGAAAUUGUCACUGUAAGACUAGAAAAAUCCAUCUGUUCUAGAAUUUUUUAAACCCUUACCAACGGGGAAAAAAGGGAUGUUACCAACUGAGAUUGGAUCUGUUCAUCUAAAUCACAGAUCAUCAAAAGAGUAGUGUCUGGCCUAGGAGUUUUAGAAAGUUGUUUUUGUACUUUAAGCAGAAAAACUGAGCUCCAAGCAGGCACAUUCAGCUUUGGAAAACUAUAUUAUUUAACCUAGGCUGUCUUGUUUCAAAGUUUAAAAAUAAAAUACUUUGCAUUCUAACUUACCAA
Molecule: messenger RNA, 811 nt
Organism: Myotis brandtii (Brandt's bat)
Lineage: Eukaryota; Metazoa; Chordata; Mammalia; Chiroptera; Vespertilionidae
Product: microtubule-associated proteins 1A/1B light chain 3B-like
Biological process (GO): macroautophagy; autophagy of mitochondrion; cellular response to nitrogen starvation
Cellular component (GO): autophagosome membrane; autophagosome; cytosol
Molecular function (GO): ubiquitin protein ligase binding
Source: RefSeq, a predicted model, not a curated record